Selaginella moellendorffii is the source of this 866-nucleotide messenger RNA. RefSeq names its product RNA-binding protein Y14. Gene Ontology annotation, biological process: RNA splicing. Lineage: Eukaryota; Viridiplantae; Streptophyta; Lycopodiopsida; Selaginellales; Selaginellaceae. Gene Ontology annotation, cellular component: nucleus; cytoplasm; exon-exon junction complex. The transcript is spliced from 4 exons. The record is from RefSeq and is a predicted model, not a curated record. The coding region runs from base 39 to 635 and encodes 198 amino acids. Gene Ontology annotation, molecular function: mRNA binding.
AGCAAAUGUUAGGGUUUUGAGAGGGCAAAGAAGAGGUAAUGGCGACGGCGGACAUGGAUGCUGUGGAUUUCGAGCCGGAGGAGGACGAUCUCCUCGACGAGGAUGUGGCGAUGGAAGACGUGGAGCCAGCGCCGCAGCCCAGGGUGAGAUCUACGAUUAUUGGGGGCGCGCCCAAGCACACCAAGGGGCGGGGGUUUCGCGACGAAGGUAGCAGUGAUCGCUCCAACAGGUUUGCCCGGGAUUUCGAUACCAUUGUCUCGGACGACAAGGACGGCGCCCAGAAGUCUAUCGAGGGCUGGAUCAUUCUGGUGACUGGCGUCCACGAAGAAGCCCAGGAAGACGAUGUGCACGAGAUGUUCGCCGACGCUGGAGUGAUCAAGAAUCUCAACCUUAACUUGGAUCGAAGGACUGGUUUUGUCAAGGGCUAUGCUCUCAUCGAGUAUGAGCACAAGGAAGAGGCCCAGGCAGCCAUUAGCAACUUCAACGGAGCCGAGCUGCUGACACAAACCAUUAGCGUCGACUGGGCUUUCAAAUCCGGGCCUUCCUCGCAUCAGUCCUCUCGAAGCAAUCGCUCCAGGAAAAGGUCUUCUCCUCGAAGCCACAGGUCCCGAAGUCCUGCAAGGCGAAGGUACUGAGCCAUCGAGAGACGAGGAGAGAAAGAACCACAAGCAUUGGGAGAGAUCUUAGCGGUGUAGGCCAUCAACGCCUACAUCUUCUACAUAGCCAAUGUGAGCAUUGCAAAAAGAUUUCUUUUUUGACAUCGUUCUAGUUUGUAUUUUAUAGACAGCCCUUUGAUCCCUUUUCUUUCAAACAGUGUUGGAUCUAUUUACAAUUUGGAUCUUUGAUCAUUUCAUUUACAAAAUCAA